Messenger RNA from Eutrema salsugineum, 1399 nucleotides. RefSeq lists its product as uncharacterized. Lineage: Eukaryota; Viridiplantae; Streptophyta; Magnoliopsida; Brassicales; Brassicaceae. The record is from RefSeq and is a predicted model, not a curated record. Gene Ontology annotation, cellular component: chloroplast thylakoid membrane. The coding region runs from base 269 to 1342 and encodes 357 amino acids. Gene Ontology annotation, biological process: response to photooxidative stress; photosystem I assembly. The transcript has a single exon.
GUCAACGAUGUUAUAAAAUUAAACAUAUUUUAUUUGUUUAUGUUUAUAGUAAUUAAAGUCAAUAACCUUUGGCUGAGAUUAAUACGCAGGAAACAAAAAAAAGAGCUGGACGUGCAAAUCAUGACUAAGUGUAGCCACCAUUUGCCACCAAACGUGCAGUCCAUGCUUACUCACUGUAUAAGUAUCCAUCAUCUCUUUAGCCUUAAGACUUAGCCAUUUGUCGUUUAUCUUCUUACUAAUUAACAUUUCAGCCCGGAAAAAACCGACAAUGGCCACUGCAGUUCUCAUGCCAAGGCUUAGCUUCAGAGACGAGAAUAGUCAUGAAGAUUGGCAAGUUCUAAGCAGAGACGAGCCGAAGAAGAAGAUCAUGGUCAAGCAAACGAGUAUGAUGCAUUCCGAGAGAGAGAUAUCGAUGGACCCGAAAUCAAUCAAGUCUCUGUCUCUAUCACCGUCCUUGAGAAGAAACGAUAGCUUCGACAUGAUUCUGUUACCGGCGAUGUCACCUCCUAGAGACUUAGAUGCGCCUAUGCCUCUUCCGUUGCAGCCAGUUCGGACCAAGUUUGUGAGCCGUAGCCUCCCAAACUCAACAGCUACUUCUCCUAAACAACGAUCGGGUCAGAUGCGGUCAAUCAAAAGCAAGGAACAAGACUCGUCUUCAUUCAGGAGAAGCAAAUCUUGUGGAGCUACGAGCAAGAGACUCUCUCUUAAGACCAGCGGAAUCAGAAACUCUUUCUUCCUCAAAACCGAAUCGAACAAGAGCAUCAACAACAACAAUACAUUAGAAGACGGAUUCAAAUGCAAUGCUCUGUGUUUAUACCUCCCCGGUUUUGGUAAAGGUAAACCGGUCAGAUCAUCAAGGAAAGACGAUUCUUCUUCCUUCACCAGAACCACCACGAUGACGACAUCGUCAUCAUCGUCAGUUACCGUUUCAAGAACCGUCUCCGUGAGAGAAACCACCACGACGACCACAGUGAUCUCAGCUCGAGCUUCGAUGGAGAAAUUCGAUUGUGGCUCGUACACUUCGGAAUCUGGAGGAGACGAAGGAGGAGGUCACUUAUUUGACUUACCGUCCGAGCUAAUCAAAAGCGGUUCCGGUGAGAACGACCAAGACGAUCCGGUUUCAUCAGCUUUCGUGUUCGACAAGGAACCUAUUGAGAAAGAGAUCAAAGGGGUUUUAAAGAUUUCUGGUUCGAAAAACAGAAAAUCGAUGGAGUCUUCGCUACGUCACGUUCGAUUCUCAACGUCAUCGCCGGUUUCAUACCCGACGUCUCCGGCGAUCUCUCCACGGUUGCUAGAAGCCACCAAGAAUUUCAAUGCUUUCUUGGACGCUCAAGCCAUUUGAAUAAUGACCGAGUUUAAUUAACAGUUUAAACUUUAACUAUAAUACUACGGUGUAAUA